Molecule: messenger RNA, 726 nt
Organism: Ipomoea triloba (trilobed morning glory)
Lineage: Eukaryota; Viridiplantae; Streptophyta; Magnoliopsida; Solanales; Convolvulaceae
Product: F-box protein SNE-like
Exons: 1
Coding region: 34-528 (164 amino acids)
Biological process (GO): regulation of gibberellic acid mediated signaling pathway; gibberellic acid mediated signaling pathway
Cellular component (GO): SCF ubiquitin ligase complex
Molecular function (GO): protein binding
Source: RefSeq, a predicted model, not a curated record
CAGUUUCUCUUUGACACGAACGGUUAAAAUAUAAUGGUGCGGUUUGAAGAGGGAUUGGAAGAAGACGAUGGAGACAAAAGAAGCAAGUUUUGUAUUAACGACAAUGUGGACGUGCUUAUAGAGAUCUUGAAGAUGCUGGACGGCGCGUCCCUCGGCGUGGCGGCGUGCGUGUGCCGGCUGUGGCGCGCCAUUUCCCGGAACGACUCGCUGUGGGAGAGCCUCUGCUUCCGCCACGUGGCGCGCCCGCCCGACGGCGUGAGAGCCGUCGUGCUCGCGCUCGGCGGCUACCGGAGCCUCUACAUGGCGUGCGUCCGCCCCGUGCUGAGCCGCGGCCUGCUCGGCAAGUCGGACGACGGCGUGGCGAGGCGAGCCUGGAGCCGCCACGAGGUGGAGCUGUCGCUGUCGCUGUUUUGCGUGGAUUACUAUGAGAGGGUGUUGCUCGGCGACGGGGAAGGCGCCGGAAGACGCGGCGGCGAGUCGCCGGCGUCGUCGUCCCUCUUGUUCCUUUGCAAAGCCGUGAACGUGUAAACUAACGGUCAGAGCCACGUCCUGGCGACAACACGGCGUCGUAUUCUGUUUCACCUUGUUUUCAAUUUUUUCCCUUUUGUGGGGAUUCACAAUUUCAUAUUUAUGAACCCUCAUUUAAUUUUUAAAAGCGGGAGUGUAAAAGCAAUUUCUCAAAAUGAGAGGGUUCAUUAUGUGUAGUAAGUAAAAAUUUAAUCUUAA